AGAGGAACAGCCGAGGAGGAACGAGGUGCGCGCGUGAUCCACGUACACCGUUCGACUCGAAUUCGUUUAUCACAUUAACGGGAAAUUACAUUCCCGGGGUUCAAACAUUCAUCCCUGAGGAAUCGUUCGCCCGGCGUUGUGCACCACCUUGUGGAUUAUUACCUCGGUUUCCUUCCGGCCGAAAGAGGACACCUGCAGCAAUCAUGGCGCCGCGAAGACUGAAGAGUUGCAUGUCGGAAAAUCUCCUCACGAUUUUGACGGUCAUGGGAGUCGUAGGAGGAACGGUCCUUGGACUCAUCUUAAGGAACGUCAGGGACUCCGGAGACUGGUCGAAACGUGAAAUUAUGUACGUCCAGUUCAUGGGAGAUUUGUUCCUCCGGAUGCUGAAGGCUCUGAUUCUGCCCCUCAUCGUCUCGAGCAUUGUCAGUGCAAUCGGAAGUCUGGAUCUCUCGUUGUCAGGAAAAAUUGGAAGCCGCUCGAUUUAUUAUUACGCUACGACGACGGUGUGCGCUGUCAUUCUGGGUAUCAUUUUGGUCCUCGUAAUUCGUCCCGGGGAGAUUGGAUCGGCUGAAUACGAAGCCGACAAAUCAAAGGUUCCCACGAGAAAUGUUACGACGGAGGAUACGUUGCUCGAUUUGAUCAGGAACAUCUUCCCGCCGAAUCUAAUCCAGGCCUGCAUUAGCCAGUAUCGAACCGAGCUGGUGGACCCUCACAAUGAAUCCAUUCCUUUGAAAUCCUGGAAAAUCGAACACACCUACGCCGAUGGAACAAACACCCUGGGUCUCGUGAUAUUUGCAAUCGUGAUGGGAAUAACUCUGGCCAAGAUGGGGGAGGUCGGUAAACCACUAUUUGACUUCUUCCACUCGCUCUCCGAAGCGAUGAUGAUCAUCACUAACUGGGUGAUCUGGAUCUCGCCUAUCGGUGUCCUUUUCCUGGUCAGCUCGAAGAUCUUGGAAAUCGAAGAUCUCGGGGAGAUAGUCGGUAAGCUAGGCAUCUACUUCGCCGUUGUCCUCCUGGGUCUCUUCCUCCACGGUUUCGGCACCCUGACAAUAAUCUACUACGUCUGCACUCGGGAGCUGCCCUUCAAGGCGAUCGGUCAGAUGGGUCAGGUUUUGGUAACGGCGUUCGGAACAGCUUCAAGUUCCGCCACCCUGCCCAUCAGCCUUCAAUGCCUCGACCAAAUGGGACUCGAUCCCAGAAUCACAAGGUUCGUCGUCCCCAUCGGAGCCACCAUCAACAUGGACGGUACCGCUUUGUACGAGGCGGUUGCCGCCAUUUUCAUCGCUCAGAUCAGGGAAGUGCAGCUGAGUAUUGGAAGUGUCAUUGCCAUAAGCGUGACUGCGACUGCGGCUAGCAUCGGAGCUGCUGGCAUUCCCCAGGCUGGUCUUGUCACGAUGGUCAUGGUACUGGACACCGUUGGCUUACCCUCAGAAGACGUCAGUGUGAUCAUCGCUGUCGAUUGGUUGCUCGACCGAUUCCGUACAACGAUAAACGUGAUGUGCGACCUUCUGGGAGCUUGCAUAAUAGAGAAAAUGAGUAAAGGAGAGCUUGCAGCGGCGGAGUUGCGUCAGCAGGAGGAGAGCGUCGAGCUUACCCAUCUAAGGAAAUCAGAAGCGUGAAAAAGUGAUUAUAUGUACAUGAUACUCGGCCAUGCAUAUAACCUUCGCAUUAGUAUGUAUAUAAUUAUUAUACAUUAUGAAUACGUAAAUGGCGACUGUUGCAUGUGUCAGUAGCCACGCGCCGAUAAUAUCGCCAACAUUUUUUGUCUCAUCAAUCGGCGUUUAUACAUUAUAUACCUUUCAAGGUUCGCCAUAUAUUUCUUGCCGUGUUAUAUAAGUUUAAAAUAAGUCUAAUCACAGCGGCUGCUCCACCUAACAAUUGAUCAGGCCUCCGAAAUAUAACGGGACUUGCAAUUUUAUUUUUCAGACUGCAGCUGACACACGUUUCAAACGUUGAAAUCGCGAAUGUAUAUAUUUUGUUGUUGCUGAAAUUACAUAUGCUAUAUAUAGUCACACUACACACAUUACCUAUAUAUAUAUACAUAUACACACAGAUAAUUGUUUACCCUCGUCGAUCAUGUGUUAGAUUGCUUCGUCCAUUCCAGAUUAUAUCGAAUAUUCGCCUGCAACAUCAAACUGUGAGUCUAGAAUUGAAUGUCGAUAAAAAAACGUGUGUAAAACAAUCUCACUCAUUACCGACGACGUAUAACUUGACAAUCGCUUGUGCCUGACAAUAAUUAGUAUAUCUAUUAUUAUAUCCGUUAUAAUCGACAUCGCAGAACGUGGGACUCAAGAACUAUACAUAUAUUAUAACUACCUAUAAAUAAUACGAUACAUUUUCCAAGUCAAUAAAUUAAGUGCCAUUUCUUUUUCUCAUCUUGACGCGGUACUGGAAUUAUUAUUCUUACUAUGUUUUUUUUUUUUCCUUCAACCAUACGUACAUACGUAUAAUAUGGAAUAGCAAACCUUUGAUACUUAAAUUGUAUACUUAAUAAAUGUACCUCGAUUUAUAUGACUGUAAUAACGUGCUACACACCUACUCACGCUUUAUUUAAACUAGGUACGUUUAUACAGGUGUACCUUUUUAUUUAUAUAUGCAUACUUUCAGAGGCACAUAUCCGCAAAUCGCUGCCGACGUGUUCGUUCUUGUCUUAGAAAUGUAGACAACGUAACUCAAAUGUCAACGAUAUUAGUAAUAAUAAUAAUAAUAACAAUAAUAAUAAUAAUAAUGAUAAUAAUAAUAAUUGUGGUAGUAAUGAUAAUAAUGAAUUGAUGAAUACUUAAUAUGGCUGAAUACUAGGUGCUUUUAAGAAACGUAAUAUUGUGUAGUUACAUAUAGACAUACCAUACAUGCAUAUGUAAUUCUUGGCGAAGAUGAUAUAGUUAGUAUAAAUGUAUGGAACGCAGCGCGUUCCGAUUGUUCGUUGGUAAUAAUUAUAUCGUAAAUUGACUGCGAAAAAAUCAUCGUAAUCCUAUGCUAGAAAAACAUAGAUCUUACGCAGAUCGAUGGAUCUUCAUUGAUAUUACGUCGUUGGCUCGUUAUAAAUGAUAUUUGUGCUACUGUACUUACCGUAUAAGGAAAGCUAACGAUAAAAGUAGUCAUCUUGCUUUACAUAUUUGUUAUACUUAUAGUAUAUAUAUAUAUAUAUAUAUCUCGGUAAAUAGAUAAAAUUCCCGAGAAAAAUUAUCUGCACUGGUGCUGAAUUAAAAAAUAUUACGUUCAUGUGACAAAUUUGAGGAACGAAAAAAAAAAGCACAGAUUACAUAUUGAUAGUACAUUGUUAGCUCUCGCCACACGCUGUCAGAAGUCUUAUAUAGGUAUAUAUUUACACAUAUAUAUAAUUAUAUUAUAUACACGUUUAUUUUCAACGUCAUUUAAUUCAAUUACGAUUGUUAAUCUUGAUAUAAACUUUAGAUUUGAUUGGAGAUCAUCUAUAAAAAUCGGAUACGUUAACAAAAUAUAUCAUGUAUGGAUAUACACGCUAAAUACUACUCGGUCACUUUAUUCAAACGUCGUUUAUGCUCACGAUGUUUCCGAUGUCACCUUGUCUGUAAAAAAAAAACUCCGAACCUAAUCCCUUA
Messenger RNA from Neodiprion fabricii, 3581 nucleotides. It is a transcript of the gene Eaat1, whose product is annotated as excitatory amino acid transporter 1-like. Gene Ontology annotation, cellular component: plasma membrane. The transcript has 10 exons. NCBI's taxonomy places the organism in Eukaryota, Metazoa, Arthropoda, Insecta, Hymenoptera, Diprionidae. Gene Ontology annotation, biological process: L-glutamate transmembrane transport. Gene Ontology annotation, molecular function: L-glutamate transmembrane transporter activity; neutral L-amino acid transmembrane transporter activity; glutamate:sodium symporter activity. The record is from RefSeq and is a predicted model, not a curated record. Bases 204 to 1619 code for a protein of 471 amino acids.